Molecule: messenger RNA, 1506 nt
Organism: Acaromyces ingoldii
Lineage: Eukaryota; Fungi; Basidiomycota; Exobasidiomycetes; Exobasidiales; Cryptobasidiaceae
Product: actin depolymerizing protein
Exons: 8
Coding region: 76-1290 (404 amino acids)
Molecular function (GO): actin filament binding
Source: RefSeq, a predicted model, not a curated record
UUUGGCGGUCCGUGCAGCCAGCCUGGUGUCUUCUCACCUCACCACUUCGACACCUCGAAACCUCGAUCCAGCGCAAUGACGACCCCUCACGAAGGACUUACACAUCUCAAGACGUACGACGUCAAGGACAGCAACGUCGAGCUGAUCGGCUCAGACCUCGACCAUAAGGUCAAAUACAAGUCUGCCUCGACCGAGCCGGCAUGGAAUAACGGUACCAUCGGCAAAGUCGAUGGCCUCUUUGUCUGGCGCAUCGAAGACUUUCAAGUGGUGCCCUGGCCUCGUCAGAGGGUUGGCGACUUUUACGAAGGGGACAGCUACAUCGUCCUCCGAUCCUACAAGGUCGGCCAACAAGAAGAGCUCUCCCACGACAUUUUCUUCUGGCUUGGCAGCAAGACUUCGCAGGACGAAGCAGGCACCGCAGCCUACAAGACGGUGGAGCUCGACGAGUUUCUCAAGGGUGCGGCGACGCAGCAUCGAGAGUUGCAGGCUCAGCCCUCGAGCGACUUUCUCCGUCUGUUCCCAAGAAUCACAAUCCUGUCUGGGGGUGUGCGAUCUGGCUUCACUCAUGUUGAGGCAAAGAAGCCGGAGAGUGUUCUUCGACUUUUCCGCGUCGUCAAGGCUCCCCAAGGUCAGACGCCAUCGGGCAGGACAGCAACGAUGGUUUACGAGGUAGAGCCGACAUGGAAGAGCCUCGACGAAGACGACGUCUUCAUUAUCGACCAAGGCGAGAAGAUCUGGGUCUGGCAGGGCCGCAAAUGCAGUCCGAUCGAAAAGGCAAAGGCAGCAGAGGUUGUACAUGAUAUGACCUUGGAGAAGAAGAUUGACACCGAGGUCCUGGCACAAACCGACUCCCGCUCGCACCUCAUCAUCGAGCAGCUUGGCGGCGACGUCAACACACCUCCCAUCACAACCUCCCAGACGCCCCAUCCUACCAGUGCGACAUCGGCCUUGGCUUCUGACUCUGCUCUUAGGCGACCUCGGAGGCUGUAUAGACUUAGCGAUGCAAGCGGCCAGCUUCUGUUCGAUCUCGUCAGGAACGGUAACGAGAUCCAGCGAUCUGACCUUGACGGCAACGACGUCUUCCUCUUGGACACGGGCCUGCAUAUUUGGGUCUGGCAAGGCUCUCAAGCGAGCAAAGCCGAGAAAUCAAUGUGGAUCAAGGUCGGGCAAGCCUAUGUGCGCAGCCUCGAAGAUCAGCAGGUCGAAGCGCAGGCCCACCUUACGCCAUUGGCCACCGUCAAGCAGGGCAAGGAACCAGCAGCAUUCUGGAAAGACCUCGAGGCAAAGUAACCAUCGAGGGGAUGGGGGCAAAUGUCUUUUGGUUUCAUCAUUUGUUCUUCUUGGAUAGGAAGAUUCUAUCGCGCACAAAUUGAAAGGAAAGGAAGAAGAAGAGGAAAGGCGCUCGCGCCGAGGUGUGCAGAGGAAAGAAGGGGUAAAGAACUUGUUAGGAAGUGUUUGUCUUCCAAGGAGGUACGAAAAGGGUAAGAAGAGAGAAUCUGUUAAGAC